This is a messenger RNA of Drosophila busckii, 1271 nucleotides long. RefSeq lists its product as uncharacterized. The record is from RefSeq and is a predicted model, not a curated record. The coding region runs from base 220 to 1116 and encodes 298 amino acids. Lineage: Eukaryota; Metazoa; Arthropoda; Insecta; Diptera; Drosophilidae. The transcript is spliced from 2 exons.
UCAAUACAUUUUUAUUUAAGUGCUCAGCACACAUAUUUUUUUUUAUUUAAAUAAACUAUUUUCGCAAACUCUUUUUACCCAAUUCAAUUCGCCCAAAUCAUAGAAAGUGUUAAUUGGCCCAACAUUGAAAAGGAAAAUUCGCCGCCAAAAGUGACGCCCAAAUUUAGACAAAAAAACUCAGCCUACCAACCAACCAACCAACCAGCCAACCCAAAAUAGAUGAGAAAUAUGGAGCAAACAGAGUUGCCAGACUGCCAGAAGGCGCCCCGCGAUAAGCGCGUCAAUCUCAUUGCGGCCAUGAGUCAAUUCAAGCCCAAGACAGCGAGUGCCAUUCAGUUCUACAACUAUGUCCGGGAAUUUUGUAUUAUCCACAAUUGCAGCAUUGACGAUGCCAUGGAGAGUGCCCCCGCGUCCUGGGAGCAGCUCAGUGAGCAACAGAGAGAUCUAUACAAUUCGGAAGUGCAUGCUGCUCUGCCCAUUCCAGUGCCACGACAUUUGCUGUACCGUGCGCUGCAGAUGGAGCGCGCUGGACGCUGGACCAUCAGCUCGGCAACUGCGGCCGGCGGCGGAUCCACUGUGUACUCCAUGGAGUCCUAUUCGCCGCCGCUGAAGCCAACAAGACUGCAGGCGCGCUUGCAGGCGCAGAAGCCGCGCUAUGACAACUUGGCCGACGCCUGCCGCUUGGACUCGCUGCGUUCGCUAAGAUUGCCAACACGCCAGCAAUCGCCGCAGUCGUCGCAGCAGCAGCAGCGAGGAGCACGUGCAGCACAGCUGGGGGAGAGAGGAGGCGAUGGAUCCAUAUCAAUCACACGGAUUCUGUCCGACGAAAGCGUCAAACGCAUGGCAGCGCGCAGGCGCGUCAAGGCGACGUCCGAGGCGGUAUCGGUGCAGCGCUUGAACGGCACUAUCGCCUCCAAUCAGAAGCAGCCAGCAGCCGAAGCAGCUCCGGAGCUGCUCACAGCCGUGCAACAGUGUGGCAAGCCGUUGCAGGAGCGGGGCAGCAAGAGGAAGCACAUCAGUAAGAAGCAGUCGCCGGGACUCUCGGCCAAGUUGGAACCCAAGCGACAGCAUCCCAAGAACAAAUACAGCAAUAAGCAUAUGGCGAUCAGAAGUUAGGGACAGAGAUUGUUGCUGCUCGUUUGUGUUGUUGUUUUUUCCCCUCUUUUCUUUAUAAGUAUGAUGAAACCAUUAUUGGAUAUAGACUCUAAAUUCCAUGUAUUUAUAUCUCGAACAUUGUGUGCAGAAAUUUCAAGUUGACUUCAUGUUUAAAU